AUGUUCGCCGGUUCGCUGUAUCAAUCUGAUACAUUCCGAUUUGAAUCCCGGAUUGUUAAAUUAUAAAACGUAAUUUUACAUUUCAGUGUUAAGCACCUAUAUACGAAAAUGACUGAAGACACCUCUUUAUAUGUUUUGCCAAACAACCAACCACUGGUAGCCUUAGAAUGUGAAACCGCAUUUAAUGGUUUGACAGCAAAGGAGAAAUUGUAUGCACAUUAUUUAAGUCAAGCUGCAUGGAGCGGUGGUCUUAUCGUGUACGUACAAACUUCUCCCGAAUCGCCGCUGCUAUUUGCUCUUUUACAUAAAAUUUUUAAAGCUCAAAACAUAGAAGAAUUGAAAAAAUCUGCGCUUGAUGCUGGAGUCAGCGAAGAUGAAUUUACGGCUUUCUUAGUGUACAGCUGUGGAAUAUUUUCGAAUUCUGGUAAUUACAAGUCCUUUGGCGACAGUAAAAUAAUUCCAAAUUUACNAAUACGACAGAGACAGAGCAUUUUCGGAGACUGCUCUGAAAUAUGCUGCAGAGUGGCAUCAUCCAAUCCCAUGUAUUUUUUACUAUUUUUAUUAAUAUGA
Messenger RNA from Megalopta genalis, 570 nucleotides. Lineage: Eukaryota; Metazoa; Arthropoda; Insecta; Hymenoptera; Halictidae. The record is from RefSeq and is a predicted model, not a curated record.